AUGCCGUGUACUCCUCCAAGUCUGGUGCCUCCGGUGGUUGCUGCCUCCCUGAACAUGUGCCAGACAAAGAGCCAGAAGACGCAUCCACAAGAGAAGAGGAUCAUCGAUGCUACAACAACCAGGAAUUUGUGUGUCAAGACUGGAACGCCGGACCGGACAAAGAGCCAGAAGACGCAUCCACAAGAGAAAAGGAUCAUCGAUGCUACAACGACCAGGAAUUCGUGUGUCAAGACCGGAAUGCCGGACCAGUACGAAGACGACACCUCACAACGAGUUAUGGGAGAAAUUGCCUUCCAGCUAGAUCGUAGGAUCCUGUUGUAUGUCUUCCAUACAGGAAUCCGGAUGUAUGGAUUCAGAGUGCUGAACAUCUCCCAGAUCACUCAGAUGAGUAAACACGCUGCGGAGCAGGAUGCAAUGAACCAUCGCUACCGAGAACUAAUACAGAACCUGGGAAACUUUGGCUAUAGCAUCCAAAAGCAUGCCAGAUUUGCAGAAGAUAUUGUCAACACCUUUGGAUUCCUGAAGGAGAAGCCUCUGUGCCCGACUUUAUUAACCACCUACAAUGAUGUACAGUAUCUGCAGAAAAUCAUUCAUGAGAACGCUCCACACAAUUUGGUGCUUGACCUCAUGGUGCUACUUAAUUGCUUGGCGGACAUGUCAAGGAAAGAUGGGAAACCACUGUUCAUUUGGUAGAAACUAUAGUGCAAGAUAACAAGUGGCAGACAGAGCAAAAGAAUCACAACCACACAUUGUAAAGUCAAUAAAACUGGCACAUGCUAAUCUGUAAUCAAACUUGAAAGUUAUCAUGUUCAGUUUUAUCCUCAACCAAA
This is a messenger RNA of Amblyraja radiata (thorny skate), 830 nucleotides long. Its product is annotated as speriolin-like protein. The record is from RefSeq and is a predicted model, not a curated record. Gene Ontology annotation, cellular component: centrosome. Bases 1 to 693 code for a protein of 230 amino acids. The transcript has 5 exons. NCBI's taxonomy places the organism in Eukaryota, Metazoa, Chordata, Chondrichthyes, Rajiformes, Rajidae.